UCCUGGCUGAUGUGUGUGAUCUCCAGUCUACAACAGGCUUUAAAGCCAGGAGUGAGAUUCUAUCACAUGAACUUUAAAACAGUGAAGCCAGAUAUUUUCUUAUCAAACCAGAGUAGGCUAAUUAUCAAUCUAUGUGAAAUCAUGGCCACUGACCAAGGUGGCAGUACCUGUCCAAAGAUCACUAUCAUUCCACCCUUUUUGAAAAGCAGCACAACCACACUGAUUGAUCAGAAUGUAUCUGAUGAAGAGGCUCAGGGAAUAAAUGGAAAAACGCCAGCAAAACACUCAGCUGCAAGUCCAAAGCCACAAGUGCCUCCAAAGCCAUUACAUCUGCAGAAUUCACCUUUGUCCAGUAUACACCCAACCCCUAAGCAUAAAGCUUUAUCUAGUGCAGCACCCAGGAUGGAGGAAGUUAAACCUGCCUCUGCUUCUUGUGUCUCAAAAGAAAAAUCCAGUAAAAUAUCAGAUCUCAUCAGUCGCUUUGAAGGAGGCAGCACAUUAUCAAGUUACGGUGAUUUGAAGAAACAUUCGGCUGUGAACCUACAUGUUCUUAGAACCUCGGGAAGGCAUGGACUGACAACCACACCUCAGCAAAAGCUCCCCUCCCAGGACCCACCACAGAAGCAGGGAAGUGAUGUGGAGCCAACUCAGGGUGUACAAACUUGUGUGGCUAACGGUGUGAUGGAGGCACAAAGCCAGGUGGAAUGUGAGGAGGACCAAGCGGCCGCUGGUAGCCCAGAUACUCCUACUCAAGCUGCUGAACCCUUGCUGGACACGAACUUAGUGAAUGGAGCAGGAGACGAAAGUACCACGGGCCCCGCCUCACCCACAACAAAUGACUGUGAUGGAAAUGCUUCUGACAGCAGCUGCAGGACGCCCAGUGUGGACCCAGCCCUCCCCCUGGAAGAAGAAAGGGCAGACACAGACGCCAAGGCUCAAGAGAAGGAAAACGGAGAAAGCUCUUCGGAACUGGAACAGCUGGACCAGCACCAGGAGAUGAAGGAGACAAAUGAGCAAAAACUUCACAACAUAGCCAAUGAACUGUUGCUUACAGAAAGAGCUUACGUCAACCGACUUGACCUCUUAGAUCAGGUAUUUUAUUGCAGACUAUUGGAAGAGGCCAAUCGAGGCUCAUUUCCAGCAGAGAUGGUGAAUAAAAUCUUUUCUAAUAUUUCAUCAAUAAAUGCCUUCCAUAGUAAAUUCCUAUUGCCAGAACUGGAGAAACGAAUGCAAGAAUGGGAAACUACUCCUAGAAUUGGUGACAUCCUCCAGAAAUUGGCACCAUUCCUUAAGAUGUAUGGAGAAUAUGUGAAAGGAUUUGAUAACGCAAUGGAAUUGGUUAAAAACAUGACAGAGCGUAUUCCCCAGUUCAAAUCAGUAGUUGAAGAAAUUCAGAAACAGAAGGUCUGUGGGAACUUGACCUUGCAGCACCACAUGCUGGAGCCCGUUCAGCGGAUUCCUCGGUACGAGAUGCUCCUGAAGGACUACCUGCGGAAAUUGCCCCCUGACUCUCCAGACUGGAAUGAUGCGAAAAAAUCACUGGAAAUUAUAUCUACAGCAGCAAGCCAUUCUAAUAGUGCAAUAAGAAAAAUGGAUAACCUAAAGAAACUCUUAGAGAUUUAUGAAAUGCUGGGAGAAGAGGAAGACAUUGUAAAUCCUUCCAAUGAACUAAUAAAAGAAGGACAGAUCCUUAAACUAGCUGCUCGGAACACAUCAGCACAGGAACGCUACCUUUUGUUAUUCAACAACAUGUUGCUGUACUGUGUGCCAAAAUUCAGCUUGGUGGGCUCCAAAUUCACAGUUCGGACCAGGGUCGGCUUAGAUGGAAUGCAAAUUGUGGAGACUCACAAUGAGGAAUAUCCGCACACUUUCCAGGUAUCUGGGAAAGAGAGAACACUGGAAUUGCAAGCCAGUUCUGAACAAGACAAAGAAGAAUGGAUCAAGGCCCUUCAAGAGACUAUCGAUGCUUUCCAUCAGAGGUAUGAAACCUUCAGAAAUGCGAUUGCAAAGGAUAAUGACAUUCAGUCAGAGGUUUCUACUGCUGAGCUAGGGAAAAGAGCCCCAAGAUGGAUCCGAGAUAAUGAAGUAACGAUGUGUAUGAAAUGCAAAGAGCCUUUCAACGCACUGACAAGGAGAAGGCAUCAUUGUCGAGCAUGUGGACAUGUGGUUUGUUGGAAGUGUUCUGAUUACAAAGCUCAACUGGAGUAUGAUGGUGGUAAAUUGAGCAAAGUUUGUAAAGACUGUUACCAAAUAUUGAGUGGAUUUGCAGACAGUGAAGAAAAGAAACGAAAAGGGAUUUUAGAGAUUGAAUCAGCAGAAGUAUCUGGAAACAGUGUGGUGUGCAGCUUUCUUCAGUAUAUGGAGAAGUCAAAACCUUGGCAGAAAGCUUGGUGUGUGAUCCCCAAACAAGACCCUCUUGUGCUGUACAUGUACGGUGCCCCCCAGGAUGUCAGAGCCCAGGCCACCAUUCCACUCCUGGGCUAUAAUGUGGAUGAUAUGCCAAGGAGUGCAGACCUGCCACACAGUUUCAAACUGACCCAGUCCAAGUCUGUGCACAGCUUUGCUGCAGACAGUGAGGAACUGAAACAGAAGUGGCUGAAAAUCAUCUUUCUAGCUGUCACAGGUGAGACACCUGAUGGUCCUAACAACCAUUCAGCUACCUUGGACGAUAACCCUGAACCUAAAUAAAAAUCAGAAUGCUGAACUCCAGGACCAACCACAGUGUGGGGGUCUCAAGAUUCACCGCUCAAGACAUUCCCAGUUCUCCUUACUCAUCUCUUAGCACUUUAUGUUGAGAAGUAUAGGCUCAUAAAUGUAUCUGGUAGGGGACUAUUUUUCCUAUGUUUGUGUACUCUGGUGAAAUUAAUGUGGAGAGCCAUUCUACCAAUAACUUUUGGAAAUAAUGUGAAAAAUGGAGCAUUUUUUAAUGAGCUAUUUCUUGAACAUGUACUUUUGUCUUGGAGAAAAUGGUAUCAAUUGAUUAUGUCACUAUCAGGUUAGAAUAGGCCACUUUCACUUAAGAAUUAUUUUAAUGUCUUCUCUUUCACAUGUAAGACUUGUAACAGUUUGAAAGAUAUACCUCCAUGUUGCCAAAAUAGAUCCAUGGUUAGAAGAAUUACAAGGACAGUUUAGGCUGUUGUGUUAACUUAUUUAAUUUAGUGUAUAAAGCUCAAGCUGCAUAAAUAAUGUAUGUCCUUUUAAAACAGAAAAAGGACAGGUUGUUGGUGUUCAAACUUUCAACUUAUUAAGAAAAGAUAUUUGUUUUUGUAGAAAUACUCCUAAAAAUAAAAUAUCUUACGUAUAUAGCAA
Messenger RNA from Myotis brandtii (Brandt's bat), 3309 nucleotides. RefSeq names its product FYVE, RhoGEF and PH domain containing 4 (gene FGD4). Gene Ontology annotation, biological process: filopodium assembly; cytoskeleton organization. Gene Ontology annotation, molecular function: metal ion binding; guanyl-nucleotide exchange factor activity. The transcript has 17 exons. NCBI's taxonomy places the organism in Eukaryota, Metazoa, Chordata, Mammalia, Chiroptera, Vespertilionidae. Gene Ontology annotation, cellular component: cytoplasm. The record is from RefSeq and is a predicted model, not a curated record. Bases 10 to 2688 code for a protein of 892 amino acids.